AUGUCUCGACGAGCUCUGUUGAGCGUCCCUCGCACCGUCGCCUCCUCGGUCCAAAUCUCCGUCCGACCCUCUCUCGCCUCCCAGACUGCCUCGCCAUUCCUCAGACCAGCUGUUUCGCGGCCGUCGCAGAGACGAUCAUACCAUGAAAAAGUGUUGGAUCAUUACUCGAACCCUCGAAAUGUCGGUUCCAUGGACAAGGGUGCUGUAGAUGUUGGGACCGGUCUUGUUGGCGCCCCAGCUUGCGGUGAUGUGAUGAAAUUGCAGAUCAAAGUCGACCCUGACACCCAGACCAUCUCCGAUGUCAAGUUCAAGACGUUUGGCUGCGGCUCAGCCAUCGCCUCCUCGUCGUACCUGACCGAACUCGUUCGAGGCAUGACCCUCGAACAAGCAGGGAAGAUCCGAAACACAGAGAUUGCCAAAGAGUUGUGUCUUCCGCCUGUCAAGCUGCAUUGUUCCAUGCUGGCUGAGGACGCCAUUAAAUCCGCCAUCUCGAACUACUACCAGAAGAAUCCCAAAGCGAAGGCCACAGACCUGGGCAGCGCUUCGGCACAGAUGCCCAAGAUCGAGAUUGAAAGGGUGACCGCGACAACGGAUACCGGGGCAAGCGCCACCGCAUAA
This is a messenger RNA of Capronia epimyces CBS 606.96, 618 nucleotides long. RefSeq names its product nitrogen fixation protein NifU. The coding region runs from base 1 to 618 and encodes 205 amino acids. NCBI's taxonomy places the organism in Eukaryota, Fungi, Ascomycota, Eurotiomycetes, Chaetothyriales, Herpotrichiellaceae. The record is from RefSeq and is a predicted model, not a curated record. Gene Ontology annotation, biological process: iron-sulfur cluster assembly; intracellular iron ion homeostasis. Gene Ontology annotation, cellular component: mitochondrial matrix; cytoplasm. Gene Ontology annotation, molecular function: 2 iron, 2 sulfur cluster binding; ferrous iron binding. The transcript is spliced from 3 exons.